Molecule: messenger RNA, 1737 nt
Organism: Rangifer tarandus platyrhynchus (Svalbard reindeer)
Lineage: Eukaryota; Metazoa; Chordata; Mammalia; Artiodactyla; Cervidae
Source: the annotation of a GenBank genome assembly
AUGCCGAAUAAAAACAAGAAGGAGAAAGAAUCACCCAAACCAGGGAAAAGUGGAAAAAGUUCAAAAGAAGGACAAGACAUAAUAGACUCAGAGAUUCCCAGCAGGAAAAACAGCCUUAUUGCUGCCCCGUCUGCAGUAUCUAGUAAAAUAAAAGUGCCAGCCCCUCAGCCCAUAGUGAAGAAAGACAAACGGCAAAAUUCUUCCAGGUUUAGCGCCAGCAAUAAUAGAGAACUUCAAAAACUACCGUCUUUAAAAGAUGUUCCUCCUGCUGAUCAAGAGAAGCUUUUUAUCCAGAAGUUACGUCAAUGUUGUGUCCUCUUUGACUUUGUUUCCGAUCCGCUCAGUGACCUAAAGUGGAAGGAAGUAAAACGAGCUGCUUUAAGUGAAAUGGUAGAAUAUAUCACCCAUAAUCGGAAUGUGAUCACAGAGCCUCUUUACCCAGAAGUAGUCCAUAUGUUUGCAGUUAACAUGUUUCGAACGUUACCACCUUCCUCCAACCCCACGGGAGCAGAAUUUGACCCAGAGGAAGACGAGCCAACGUUAGAAGCGGCCUGGCCUCACCUGCAGCUUGUUUAUGAGUUUUUCUUAAGAUUUUUAGAGUCUGCAGAUUUCCAACCUAAUAUAGCGAAGAAAUAUAUUGAUCAGAAGUUUGUAUUGCAGCUUUUAGAGCUCUUUGACAGUGAAGAUCCUCGCGAGAGAGAUUUUCUCAAAACUACCCUUCACAGAAUCUAUGGAAAAUUCUUAGGCUUAAGAGCUUACAUCAGAAAACAGAUAAAUAAUAUAUUUUAUAGAUUUAUUUAUGAAACAGAGCAUCACAAUGGCAUAGCAGAAUUACUGGAAAUAUUGGGAAGUAUAAUUAAUGGAUUUGCCUUACCACUAAAAGAAGAGCACAAGAUUUUCUUAUUGAAGGUGUUGUUACCUUUGCACAAAGUGAAGUCUCUGAGCGUCUACCAUCCUCAGCUGGCCUACUGUGUGGUGCAGUUUUUAGAAAAGGACAGCACGCUCACGGAGCCGGUGGUAAUGGCACUUCUCAAGUACUGGCCAAAGACCCACAGUCCAAAAGAAGUCAUGUUCCUGAACGAAUUGGAAGAGAUUCUGGAUGUCAUAGAGCCGUCAGAGUUCGUGAAGAUCAUGGAGCCUCUUUUCCGGCAGCUGGCCAAGUGCGUCUCCAGCCCCCACUUCCAGGUGGCGGAGCGGGCGCUCUACUACUGGAACAACGAGUACAUCAUGAGCCUGAUCAGCGACAACGCGGCCAAGAUCCUGCCCAUCAUGUUCCCAUCCUUGUACCGCAACUCCAAGACCCACUGGAACAAGACGAUACACGGCUUGAUAUACAACGCACUGAAACUCUUCAUGGAGAUGAACCAAAAGCUGUUUGAUGACUGCACCCAGCAGUUUAAGGCAGAGAAACUGAAAGAGAAGCUAAAAAUGAAAGAACGAGAAGAAGCGUGGGUUAAAAUAGAAAACCUAGCCAAAGCAAACCCCCAGUAUGCAGUGUAUAGUCAAGCGAGCACCAUCAGCGUCCCGGUGGCAAUGGAGACAGAUGGGCCUUUAUUUGAAGAUGUGCAGAUGCUGAGAAAGACAGUGAACGAAGAGGCUCGCCAGGCACAGAAGGACCCGAAGAAGGAGCGGCCCCUGGCGCGCCGCAAGUCCGACCUUCCCCAGGACCUGCACGCCAAGAGCGCCCUGGAGGCCCACGGCCACGCCGAGGAGCCAGCACCCCAGGAUGGGCGCUAG